AUGAAGGGUUUCAGCGUUAUCCUGGCUCUUGGCUUGGCCGCCUCUACCGAGGCCGCUCGCCUGCCACUUUGCUCUGCUGUGUGCUUGACAGAUGCAAUUGUCGCUACUGGUUGCAAGGCCAGCUCAACGGAAUGUAUCUGCAGCUCCGAUGUGUUCAUGUCCUCGGUGACUGAAUGUGUUGAACAACGAUGCGGGGACGACAAAGUUUCCACGCUCGAGACUGCCGAACAGUUCUGCUCGGCCACAAACACGCACACGCAGCUGAAGAAGCGCGAAUUCUCAUCUGAUAGUUCGAUGAGUGAAGGGGAGGCCUCUGUUGCCAAGCGCUCAGACAACCCUGAGAACCCCGAGCUUGAAGCCAGAGGGUGGAAGGGCUGGUUUGGUUCCAGGUUCUUCAGAGGCAACAGAAAUCGCCCUCACUGGGGAUGGGCCGCACCUGCCACAACCACCACCGUCACUGCCACCGCUUCUCAGCCAACGGCCGAGCCAAAGCCUGUUGACUGGGCCCCCAACUUCAAGUCCGACACCAAGGAAUGGUGGAAGCAACAAUCCUCGGAAUGGUGGGCCAAAAAUGGGUUCGCCUGGUGGAAAGCCAACGGUUGGCACUUCGACGGUCCUAACUGGUACUCGGGUAAGAGUGAGCAGUGGUGGCAAACUAAUGGUAAUCGAUGGUGGCAAGGUCCUCCACGCGGUUACAGGGGGGGCAACUGGCAGGGUGGUCGCCCAUGGUGGCCUUCGGCUCCCGCAGCAACCCAAACGGAACCAGUCAAGCCCACUGCAACGCCAACAUAUACACCACCAGACAACCAAGCCUGGGAGAACUGGCCAGAGAAUGACUCUCCUACUGGACCGACAGUCACGCCCACCACUAGUCCCUCAUCCCCAGAACAUACUCACACAGGCACACAUCCAACAUGGACUCCCUACACGCCAACAAAGCCAGUUCAGACUGUUGUCCCUACAGGCUUGGGCCCAUGGUAA
Exophiala aquamarina CBS 119918 is the source of this 981-nucleotide messenger RNA. RefSeq lists its product as uncharacterized. The transcript is spliced from 3 exons. NCBI's taxonomy places the organism in Eukaryota, Fungi, Ascomycota, Eurotiomycetes, Chaetothyriales, Herpotrichiellaceae. The coding region runs from base 1 to 981 and encodes 326 amino acids. The record is from RefSeq and is a predicted model, not a curated record.